This is a messenger RNA of Adineta ricciae, 753 nucleotides long. The record is from the annotation of a GenBank genome assembly. NCBI's taxonomy places the organism in Eukaryota, Metazoa, Rotifera, Eurotatoria, Adinetida, Adinetidae.
AUGGGACUCUCGGAUUUACUCUCAUCAUCAUUUGAAUCGUUGGUCUCUGGUUUACUAUCACCCCAUUGUUACGAUGAACUCGUGUUAAAACAACAUUUCUUUGAUAUGGCCUGCAACAAAAUGUUAUUAAGCAAAAUACUUGGCUAUGCAAUACUUGUUGGCUCAUUAUUAGUUAAACUUCCUCAAAUCGUGAAAAUCAAAUGGAACAAAUCAGGCGUUGGUAUCAGUGUCUUUGCUGAAACCAUUAUGUUAGUCGCUAUAUUUGGAACGAUGGCAUAUGGUUAUUCAUCAGGAUACGCACUUUCGGUCUACGGUGAUUCAUACUUUCUUUUCAUUCAAACCUUAUUAAUCAUCUUAUUGGUACUUUAUUAUCAAAAAAGAUAUUUAGCCGUCGUCGUGUACUUAGUUUUAUGCAGUAUUGCUGGAUUUUUAAUGUUCCAAAACUUACUUCCGCCUCAGUUAGUUAAGACACUAGCUGGCUUAUCACUCGUUUUCAGUUUAAUCAGUCGUUUACUUCAAUCGAUUAGCAUAUAUCGAGAUAAAUCAACAGGGAAUCUUUCUGCGAUUACAGUUUUAAUGUUAUUCUUCGGUUCCAUUGCACGCAUCUUUACAUCGAUUCAAGAAACGGGCGAUCCAACGCUUAUUUGGACAUAUGUCUUAAAUACAUUGGCGAUUUCUUUGCUGAUAUUUCAAUUAGGAUACUAUUGGUCGGCUUCUGUGCCAACUAUUGAACAAACGAAAAAGCAACAAUAA